AUGAACGAAGAUGGAAUCACAAGAACGCAGUUUAUCCCGCAUUCAGCACCGAUUUCUGCACUCAAAUUUGGAAAUGACGCUAGUAAAUGUCUGCUGGCGACAUGUGGCGAGGACAGGAAGUUGAAGAUCUGGGAUGUCUCAAGGGCGGGCCAAACAGCGGCACAUUCCUUUGAUCUGGUCUCGACUGGCUCCGGGCUCAAUUUCAACUCAGAAGACUCGAAGCCGGACACAGAGCAGAGGUGA
Messenger RNA from Oikopleura dioica, 243 nucleotides. NCBI's taxonomy places the organism in Eukaryota, Metazoa, Chordata, Appendicularia, Copelata, Oikopleuridae. The record is from the annotation of a GenBank genome assembly.